Messenger RNA from Tarenaya hassleriana, 2175 nucleotides. RefSeq names its product RNA-directed DNA polymerase homolog. NCBI's taxonomy places the organism in Eukaryota, Viridiplantae, Streptophyta, Magnoliopsida, Brassicales, Cleomaceae. The transcript has a single exon. The record is from RefSeq and is a predicted model, not a curated record. Bases 1394 to 2017 code for a protein of 207 amino acids.
UAUUAGGAGCCGACAAGAGCUGGAGGAGGACGAAGAAACGGUUAUGGCCCAGUUCGUAGAUGGACUGCAGGAUGAGAUCGGCCGCAAAGCUGAGAGCCAUCCGUACCGAGACCUUCAGGAUCUCGUGCACCUAGCCGUGCAAAUCGAACAACAAGAGAGACGUAAGUCUUCUAGGGUAGGAAAACCCCAGGCUUAUGCGCCAGGAACCUCUAGUACUCCAUCUAAGCCGAUACCUUUUAGGAGAGAGGUCCCCGAGAGCCGAACCAUACCCAGUUACCGGGACAAAGGAAAGAGUCCGGAAACUUCUAACCCAAAACCCCAACCCGAACUUACCAAAGACACUCGGACACGCGAAAUCAUUUGCUAUAAGUGUCACGGGCGAGGCCAUAUGGCCAAGGACUGUCCGAAUUCCCGUGUAAUGAUCAUUACAGACAAAGGGGAAUAUGAGUCCUUAGACGAGGACGAGGCUGCCGAUUCCGACGCGGAGAUCGAGUACCCGGACAGCGGCGAGUUACUUGUCACUCGACGAGUACUUAGCACGUUAGUAACUCCGGACGAAACAGCCCAGCGAGAGACCAUCUUCCACACCCGUUGUACUAUACACGGAAAAGUUUGUGGGAUGAUCGUCGAUAGUGGGUCGUGCACGAAUGUAGCGAGCGCGUACAUGGUAAAGAAGUUAGACCUACCCACUGAGAAACAUCCGCAUCCAUAUAAGCUGCAAUGACUUAAUAACAGCGGAGAGAUUAAAGUGACCGAAAGGGUCAAAAUCCCGUUCAGUAUAGGAAAAUACCGAGACGAGGUUCUCUGUGACAUCGUCCCUAUGCAAGCCGGCCAUAUUCUUUUAGGACGGCCUUGGCAAUUUGAUCGGAAAGUGAAACAUGAUGGUCGAGCCAAUCAGUACUCUUUCGUACAUGACAAGCGAAAAAUUGUGCUCGCACCUCUAAGUCCAUCUCAAGUUCACGAGAUGCAACUCAAACUAGCCAAAGAACCCGAACCAAAGAAAGGGAACUUUUAUGUUAAAGCUAGUCAGGUGAUGCGUGUUGUUCGCCAAGAACAGCCGGUGUUGCUCUUGGUUUUCAAGGACCAAUUGAGCCUCCGUACGGAGGCACCGACCCUUAGUCCCGCUAUUAGCCGGCUCCUGGAGCGCUAUAGCGAUGUAUUUCCGGAUGAAAUUCCGGCGGGACUAUCACCUAUACGCGGGAUCGAACAUCAGAUCGAUCUAGUGCCAGGAGCACCUUUGCCAAACCGACCCGCGUACCGGAUGAACCCCGAAGAGACUAAAUAGCUCGAAAAAUAAGUCCAAGAGCUACUAAGUAAGGGUUAUAUCCGAGAGAGCCUUAGUCCCUGUGCAGUCCCUGUACUACUGGUACCGAAAAAGGACGGGACUUGGAGAAUGUGUGUGGAUUGCCGUGCGAUCAACAACAUCACGGUUAAAUACUGGCAUCCCAUACCCCGACUUGAUGACAUGCUCGAUGAGCUAAGCGGAGCCACGAUCUUUUCGAAGAUCGACCUUAAGAGUGGCUACCAUCAAGUUAGGAUGAAAGAAGGCGAUGAAUGGAAAACCGUCUUCAAGACAAAACAAGGUCUUUAUGAGUGGCUCGUUAUGCCAUUCGGGCUCACGAACGCCCCAAGCACUUUCAUGCGGCUCAUGAACCAGGUUCUAAGAGCCUAUAUUGGAAAGUUCGUGGUGGUCUACUUCGACGACAUUCUCAUCUAUAGUCGAGGUGAAAGAGACCAUAUCUUGCACUUAGAGCAAGUAAUGACCACUCUCCGAAAGGAAAGUCUCUACGCCAACUUUAAGAAAUGCUCGUUCUGCACAGACGAGUUAGUCUUUCUAGGCUUUGUGGUCAGCUCUCAAGGGCUGCGAGUUGACGGUGAAAAGAUCAAGGCCAUUCAGAGUGGCCGACACCAUCUACUAUCGGACAUGUGCGGAGCUUUCUCGGCCUUGCUAGUUUCUAUCGCCGAUUUGUCCGAGAUUUCAGCAGUAUUACUGCACCCCUUACCGCGGUCACUAUGAAAGACGUGGUCUUUGAAUGGGGCAAGGCUCAAGAGCGUGCUUUUUCCGCUCUCAAAGAUAGCCUCACUACCGCACCGGUCUUAGUUCUUCCGAACUUUGACAAAACUUUUGAGAUAGAGUGCGAUGCCUCCGGGAUUGGCAUUGGAGCCGUCCUUAUG